AUGAAGAAAUGGCCGACCGUGGCUGCACUGUCUGAAGCUACCCUUGAGGAAGUAAAUUCAUUGUGGUCUGGUCUUGGCUAUUAUUCACGUGCACGUCUUGUUUACGAGGGUGCUAAGAAGGUUGUAGCUGAUUACGGUGGAACCAUACCAAACAGUGCUGAAAAAUUAAAGUCGGUUAUUCCUGGUAUCGGACGUUAUACAGCAGGGGCGAUUGCCAGCAUCGCCUUCAAUGAGCAAGCUCCCGUGCUUGACGGGAAUGUGAUUCGUGUGCUUACUCGGCUCCGUUGUAUUGGCGCUCCGGUUCAGUUGAACUCGACAAAUUUGCUGCUUUGGAAAUUAGCCGAUCAGCUAGUGGAUCUCGACCGUCCGGGUGAUUUCAAUCAAGCCCUGAUGGAGUUGGGAGCAGUUGUAUGCACUCCAAAACAGCCCAGUUGUACUGUAUGCCCUCUGGGUACCACUGAUAUCUGCAUGGCUUAUGCACAGGAACGGAACGCAUUGCGCUCAUCAGCUGCCAUGAGUAAAUUGACCAGCACAAGGCUAACGGGAUCCAUUCCUCCGCCUUCGGCUCCAGAUAUUGAAGAUUGUACCCUCUGUAUUUCCAGUGAUGUGUAUAAAUUCAGUCUGGGUGUAACGAACUUCCCGGUGAAGUUGAGUAAACGACCAGUACGAGAAGAGACAACAGUGGUAGUUGUGUUACAUGUGAUGCACGGUGGCUUGUCCCAUUUUCUGCUCUUCCAGCGACCGAAAACAGGCUUACUUGCCAGUUUGUGGGAAUUUCCCAGUCAAAAAGUAGAUGCAAUUUCUGGACAAACGGUACAGCUAUCGGAAGUGAAAAAAGUGCAACUUGCAAUCAUGGACCGUAUCAAGUCAGCAUUAGAGUCCACGCGCUUGGAUGACAGUGGUAUGCAAUCCAUUGGUCAGGUGAGAUAG
Messenger RNA from Echinostoma caproni, 930 nucleotides. NCBI's taxonomy places the organism in Eukaryota, Metazoa, Platyhelminthes, Trematoda, Plagiorchiida, Echinostomatidae. The record is from the annotation of a GenBank genome assembly.